AUGGAGGCGCAGAACUUGCAAGCCGCUUCGACUUAUGUCAAUAAUAUCUUGCUGGCGCGGGGAUUACUGAAGACAGGUCAUCCGAUUGACUUUGCGCAGCCUGAAAAUGAAGAUGGGGGGACUGAAGCUACCAUGGCGCGGAUUAUCAACCUGGUUAAUGACCUCGUUUUGAGGAGAGACCGCGAAUCCGAACACCGUGAAAACCUGGCGACAACUAUUCGCACGCUGCGCGCGAACGAGUCGGAGCAGACCAUGGAAAUUGGAAAACUCAAGACAAAAGCGUCAGAGCUGAGUCGUUCUCUCGCUCUCGCAGAAGCUCAGGAGCGAAAUCUCAAAACCAACAUGGCUAAAGCCGAAUCGACCAUCCGAGGACUGAAGGAACAAGUCCAGCGCCUGAAGACCACUGUACAAACAGUUCGCGCGCAAUGCGCCAACGAUAUCCGGAAACGUGAUCUCGAAAUGCAGAGACUCAAGUCGCAUCUAGCUGAGCGACAACGGGGGAAGCGGGAGGGGUUGGGUGUCACGACUAUCAACAUCAAUCCCGGCGCAGACCGGUCACGCUUCGGGGCGAGUGGUGGAGAUCAUAUCAACGAUCCCGGAUACAGUUUGAAGCAGGAGACGACUGAUUUCUUGACAGAGCUAUGUCAAAAUUUGAGUGACGAAAAUGAUACCCUUAUUGAGCUUGCCCGAAACACUAUUGGGACGUUGAAGGAGCUACAAGGUCUACCGCAUGCUGAACCGGAGCAUGAGGAGGAUGAGGUGUCCGGGUUGUCCAUAAGCCUAGGACCAAAGAUGUCGGGGCCCGUGUCUACGCUUCCUACGUCUUGUGAAGAGCUGUCUAGUAACAUGGAAACGGUACUGGAGCACCUGCGCACACUACUCACCAACCCUUCUUUCGUGCCGUUAGAAGAGGUUGAAGUUCGAGACGAAGAAAUUAAGUCCUUGCGUGAAAGCUGGGAGAAGAUGGAAAAGCGGUGGAAGCAAGCUGUUGCCAUGAUGGAUGGAUGGCAACAGCGUCUAGCAGAUGGCGGAGACGGUGUGCGCAUGGAGGAGUUGAAGCGAGGCAUGAAUCUUGAUCUAAGCUUCACUUCCAACGAUGAGGCAAGCAUGCUCAGCAGGGCUUCAAACAUCUCGCCUAUCCUGGAAGACCAGGAAGAGACGAGCGAUGCCAAGGAACAAGUCACCGAGGAGCCAGAGGUCCCACAGACCCGAUCAAAGCUUCGUAAGCUGCCCAAGCGCUCUGAACGGGCUCUGCAAGAGCGCAGCGACAACGCCCGGCCCAAGCGACUCCGCAAAGUAUCCUUUACGCCGGGUCUGCAAGGAUCACCAUGCGAACCCACCCCCAACAAGACAGAAGAUGAAACGCUUCUGAUCAAAGCCUACAAAGCCAAUACCGUGGCCCGCAGACCGUCACGACGAAAGACAGAUUCCAAGCCCACUCGCCAGGCCGAUGGCGCUGAACCACGAAUGAGCGUCCGUCAGAAACUAGCCGCAGCCGAAGACGAGGCUCGCGAUGCCGCACAAUCACUCAAAGAAAAGGAAACGCGCAAGCGCAGCAGAUCCGAGAAGUCAUCGAGCCGAUCGGGCGGUCGACGUCGGAGCACACUCACCAGCGACGAACUAGAUGAUCUCAUGGGAAUGUCUCGAUGA
Penicillium maclennaniae is the source of this 1650-nucleotide messenger RNA. RefSeq lists its product as uncharacterized. The record is from RefSeq and is a predicted model, not a curated record. Bases 1 to 1650 code for a protein of 549 amino acids. The transcript has 4 exons. Lineage: Eukaryota; Fungi; Ascomycota; Eurotiomycetes; Eurotiales; Aspergillaceae.